This is a messenger RNA of Aaosphaeria arxii CBS 175.79, 2181 nucleotides long. RefSeq names its product general substrate transporter. Gene Ontology annotation, cellular component: membrane. Gene Ontology annotation, molecular function: carbohydrate:proton symporter activity. The record is from RefSeq and is a predicted model, not a curated record. Bases 405 to 2018 code for a protein of 537 amino acids. The transcript has 5 exons. Gene Ontology annotation, biological process: transmembrane transport; carbohydrate transport. Lineage: Eukaryota; Fungi; Ascomycota; Dothideomycetes; Pleosporales.
UCUAGCGCAAGAGCUAGGCUGGCAGGCUGGCACGACGUCUCCAGGAUUCCAGGGUGAAGUGAGAGAAAAGGCAUCGGGUGAUAGGACGGGCACUGGUAUAUUCCAUAUUCACCUCGGGGCCAACUAGGUAGCUGCUACCUAGCUCAAAUGGCAGGGCCCAUUUCCCCUCCUGGUACAAUUGCCGCCCGACGUAGCGGAUCUGAGUCGUAACCGCACGUUCGUUGCAAGGCAACUCUAGGUGAAGUUUGUUUGGGAAACUUCCAUUUAAGCACCCCAGCCUGCCCGCUCUGUUCUUGUCGCUUUCUUAGGGCCACUGCUUGUUUACCCUUGGCUUUUUGGCAUAGACACAGACAAGACAAGACAAGACAAGACAGAAACACAACCGCAGCAAUCGACACUGCAACAUGUCGGAACUCGAGCCAAAGCACCAUGCGGCCGGCGUCGAAAAGGCCGAAGCAGGCCUGACGGAGAAGGAAACCGCGAGCAGCAAUGCAGUACUGGGCGACCACGAUCUCUUGCAGAAUGCCUACGAGGGAGAGAACCGUGAACACGCCAUGGGGGCUUGGGAGGCUGCUAAGCUCCACCCCAUGGCUUGCUUUUGGGCGUUCAUCUUCUGCUUUACAAUCGUCAUGGAAUCGUUCGACAUGUUCUUGAACGGCAACUUCGUCGCGCAAACCGCCUUCAAGGAGCGGUAUGGUGUGUUGCACAACGGGAAGAAAACCAUCGAGACCAAGUGGCAGAGUGCUCUCUUCCAGUCUGGCCAAUGCGGUGCCUUCGUGGGUGUGUUCCUUGCCGGACCUAUCACCAACCGUCUCGGCUACCGUUGGACUUGUAUCAUCGGCCUUAUCCUUAUGAACGCCACCAUUUUCGUUUCCUUCUUUGCUCAAUCGCUUGAAGUCCUCACUGUUGGCCAGGCUUUGGAGGGUGUCCCGUGGGGCAUAUUCAUCGCGAACUCUCCCGCGUACGCCUCGGAAGUCGUCCCAAUUCCUCUCCGUGGCGUCGUUACUGCGACACUUCAGAUGAGUUGGUCGAUUGGAGGUAUCAUUGUCGCCGGUGUCACGUAUGCUACCAACAAGCGAACGGACGAGUGGGCAUGGCGACUACCCCUCGCUCUUCAGUGGCUCUUCCCCACCCCUCUUUUGCUUAUCAUCUUCUUCGCUCCCGAAUCCCCAUACUGGCUCGUUCGCAAGGGCCGCAAGGAGGAGGCGCUUAGGUCCGUCCAACGUCUCGGCCGCAAAUCAUCCCAGAGCGACCAAGAUACACUGGCGAUGGUGGAACGAACCGUAGAGAUUGAGCGCAAGAUGGGCGGAACCCCGACUCUCAUGGACCUCUGGAAGGGUGUCGAUCUCAGGCGAACAUUGAUCAUCUGUUUCAUGUACGCAUCCCAGAACUUUGCCGGCAAUUUGAUUGCCAACCAGGCCACUUUCUUCUUCGAGCAGGCCGGCAUGUCGACCGAUUUCUCCUUCCAGCUCAGUUUGAUCAACUCCUGUCUCGGUUUGGUCGCCAACAUUGGCUCCUGGUUCCUUACCGCCUGGUUCGGUCGCCGUGACAUCUACCUCUACGGAACGGCCGUCAACGUCACCUUCCUCGUCCUCCUCGGAGUCUGCGCCUCGAUCCCCCAGAACAGCGCGACCAACUAUGCCCAGGCCUGCUUGGGAGUCAUCAUCUCCUUUGUCUUCGCCGGUGCCAUGGGCCCCAUCACAUACACCGCUAUCUCUGAGACCUCGGCCGUCCGCCUUCGAGCCCUCAGCACGGGUGUCGGUCGCGCCGCCUACUACGUCGCUGAGAUCCCCAUGAUCUACCUCGCCUCGCAAAUGCUCAACCCCACGGGCUGGAACAUCGCCGGAAAGUGCGGAUACAUCUGGGGCGGAACCGCGCUCAUCUGCUGGAUCAUCGCAUACUUCUUCUUCCCCGAACUCAAGGGCCGCUCCUACCGUGAGGCCGACAUCUUGUUCCACCGCAAGAUCCCCGCCAGGAAGUUCAAGUCCACCAUCAUCGAUGUCAGGGAGAACGAGUAAGGCGAUUCGCAUCUUUCCUUGCGGCUUGUCGAAGCGUUGGCGCGGCGUCGUUUGGCAUGACGUGUCGCGUGUACCGUGCAACUCUUUUGUUCUGUAGAUGACGGUCUAGCGAUGAUGAUGCAUCAUGUAUCGUCCGAUUUCAAGACUGCAUCAAUGAACAAUC